UCUUUCUUUUUGGAAUUGUGAGUUUUCAAAUACAGGGGCAAAAAAGGAAUUCGAAUUUCCCUUCAACUUCAAAAACUACAAAAACAACCGUAAAACCCGCGACGGUUGGCCGAGAGGAAACUAACGAACACUUGACCGUUUCAGAAACAUUAACAUAAUUUUGGCGCCAACAAUUAUUAAAUAGGCCCUUCACACAACCGUUAGUUCUUGUUCUUCAGACUCAACACAAAGAACCAACAGUGAUCGAUUCAAUUACUUUCUGCUUUCUCAAUGGGUGACCAAUCGAUGGAUCCAAACACCAUGUGGAGAUUACAAACCGAUUGGUACUCUCCAACUCGCCUCCUCAGCGGCAGUCCCGUUCAAUAUGAUUUCCCGGGAGAUCGGUUUAUACCCAAUAGGAGUUUGAUGGAUCUUGAUCAAGCCCACACUUUGCUUACAAGCUGGACUAAAGAAACCAGCAAUUCUAAAUUCAAUCACGAAUACCGACAGAAGGUGGAGGAGAAUCUGAAUUUGGAUUCUGAAGGAAGACCAUUCAAGAUGCUGGUUUUCAGGGGUAGCCCAAAAUCAAGUAGAAAAUCGCUUCGUCUUGUUGAUGAGAUGCGGCGUAGUGAAGAGGAGGCUUUUAAUCAUACCAAUAAUACGAAGCAAUACCGAAACUUCCCCAAGAAAGAAGCCCGAAUCCUGGAUGCGCCGCGUUUAAAGGAUGAUUACUAUUUGAACAUCAUGGAUUGGGGAAAAAACAACAUUCUUGCUAUUGCUUUAGGAUCAGAGGUAUACAUGUGGAAUGCUGAGAACAGUAACACUCAAAAGCUGUUUCAAGUAGAUCGUGGCAACGAUUACCCUUCAAGUGUAGCCUGGUCUGAUGAUGCCAAGGCAGUCGCGGUUGGACAUAUGUGCUCAGAGAUUCAUCUCUGGGAUGCCGAGGCUCUCAAACCUGUUAGAAUCCUAGAAGGUCAUCAGAAAAAGGUAGGCACUUUAGCAUGGAAUGGCCACAUACUAACAUCAGGGAGCCAAGACAGAUCCAUUAUCAAUCAUGAUGUUAGAGUGAGGAACAGUAUGAUUUGUCGUGUACAAACGCAUGCCCAUCAAGUAUGCGGAUUGAAGUGGUCGAACAGAGGCAAUCUAUUGGCAAGUGGUGGCAAUGACAAUAUGAUUUACAUUUGGGAAGCUUCAAAGAUGAGUUCAUCCCAUUUCUUGCAUAGGUUGGAUGAGCAUAAUGGAGCUGUCAAGGCCCUUGCUUGGUGCCCAUAUGACUCACAUGUGCUAGCCUCUGGUGGAGGUACAAUGGAUGGGUGUAUUAAGUUAUGGAGCAUACAAAAUGGGUUGUGCAUUAACAGCAUUGAUACUCAAGCACAGGUUUGUGGCUUGGAAUGGAACAGGCAUCACAAGGAGAUACUGAGUGGCCACGGUUACAGUGCAAGCGAGUGCAAAAACCAGCUGUGCUUGUGGAGGUACCCUUCCAUGUCUACAGUAGGCAGGUCAACAUGCCACUCAUCCAGAGUCCUCCACCUUUCUCAGAGCCCGGAUGGAUUGAAUGUGAUAUCAGCGGUGGCAGAUGAGACGCUGCGCUUGUGGGAGAUUUUUGGACCGCCACAGCCAGACAAAAAGGUUUCUCAAUUGGAUGGCUUGUUGUCGCUCAAGACAUCCCCAAUAAGAUAGAUGAGAUGAUAGGGAAUUGGAAUGUUUGGUAUGCUGUGUUUACAAUCAAUGUUGGAAAAAUGUCUAAUGAUGCAAUUUUUUGAAGAUUGGGAAUCAGUAGUCUUGAGGAGUAAUUCUCUG
This is a messenger RNA of Camellia sinensis, 1779 nucleotides long. Its product is annotated as cell division cycle 20.2, cofactor of APC complex. Gene Ontology annotation, cellular component: anaphase-promoting complex. Lineage: Eukaryota; Viridiplantae; Streptophyta; Magnoliopsida; Ericales; Theaceae. The record is from RefSeq and is a predicted model, not a curated record. Gene Ontology annotation, biological process: anaphase-promoting complex-dependent catabolic process; positive regulation of ubiquitin protein ligase activity; positive regulation of anaphase-promoting complex-dependent catabolic process. Gene Ontology annotation, molecular function: anaphase-promoting complex binding; protein binding; ubiquitin ligase activator activity.